Beauveria bassiana ARSEF 2860 is the source of this 705-nucleotide messenger RNA. RefSeq names its product AMP-binding enzyme, putative. Lineage: Eukaryota; Fungi; Ascomycota; Sordariomycetes; Hypocreales; Cordycipitaceae. The transcript has a single exon. Bases 1 to 705 code for a protein of 234 amino acids. The record is from RefSeq and is a predicted model, not a curated record. Gene Ontology annotation, molecular function: CoA-ligase activity.
AUGUUUCCGGGCACAGGAUUCAAGCACGCGUACGGCAUGACGGAAUCUUGCUCCGUUCUGACCAUUCAUCCCACCACAAAAUACGACUACAAAUAUGCACACAAGGUCGGCCAGCUGGUGGGCUCGACAGAGUUGCGCAUCGUCGACCCCGCCACUGGCCAAGACUGUGGCAUAGACACGCCCGGCGAGCUCUGGGCAAGAGGCCCGCAAGUCACAAUGGGCUAUCUAGACAAUGCAAAAGCAACGGCCGAGACCUUUGAUGCAGAUGGAUUCCUGCAUACUGGUGAUGUUGGCACCAUUGAUGCCGAGGGCUUCGUCUCCAUCACGGACCGCAUCAAGGACCUGGUCAAGGUCAAGGGUAUCGGCGUCGCACCGGCAGAGCUGGAAGACCUGCUUCUUGGCAACCCCCACGUAAAAGAUGCAGCUGUCUGUGGCAUCGGCGACAGCCACUCUGGUGAGCGCCCCAAAGCAUAUGUGGUGCUGCAGGACAAUGCCCCACCAGCUGAAGAAGCCGGCAAAGCACUGCUAGAGUUUGUUAAAACUAAGAAAGCCAGACAUAAGUGGCUGGCUGAGGUUGAAAUUGUUGGCAGUAUUCCAAAGAGUGCGGCAGGCAAAAUAUUACGCAGAAAGCUUCGGGAUGGCUCAGCAAUCGAGUCGGUUGCUGUCGUCCGUGAGGAUGAGACGCGACCGCAAUCCAAGCUUUGA